Messenger RNA from Dichomitus squalens LYAD-421 SS1, 2440 nucleotides. RefSeq names its product acyltransferase ChoActase/COT/CPT. NCBI's taxonomy places the organism in Eukaryota, Fungi, Basidiomycota, Agaricomycetes, Polyporales, Polyporaceae. Gene Ontology annotation, biological process: carnitine metabolic process. Gene Ontology annotation, cellular component: mitochondrion. The transcript has 11 exons. Bases 1 to 2262 code for a protein of 753 amino acids. Gene Ontology annotation, molecular function: carnitine O-acetyltransferase activity. The record is from RefSeq and is a predicted model, not a curated record.
AUGUCCUCUGUAACCAACCCGGUGACGAAGUUCGAGGCGAAUCCCCCGGAAUCACGGACCUUCGCUCGUCAGGAGGAGCUACCGAAGCUACCCAUUCCCCCGCUUGAGGACACCUGCAAGCGAUAUCUCCGCGCACUCGAAGGCCUGCAAGACCCCAAGGAGCAUGAAGAGACAAAGAGGGCUGUUGAGGAGUUCCUGAAGCAUGACGGUCCGCGGGCCCAGGAGCGCCUGAAGCAGUACGCGAGGGACAAGGCGAGUUACAUCGAGGAGUUCUGGUAUGAGUCGUAUCUCUCGCAUUCAGACCCAGUCGUCCUGGCGCUUAACCCGUUCUUCGUCCUCGAGAACGAUCCCACUCCCGAUCGAGGGCAGCAGCUUCCUCGUGCCGCUUCGCUUAUCGUCUCUUCUCUUGGCUUCAUUCAUGACUUACGCGCGGGAAUGUUGGAGCCCGACACGAUGCGCGGGAUCCCACUCGACAUGGAUCAAUAUACCCGAUUGUUCGGAACUGCUCGUAUACCCACAGAGAGAGGCUGCAAGAUGGAGGUGCACGGGGAGUCGCGACACAUAGUCGUCCUUCGACGCGGACAAUUCUAUUGGUUCGAUGUGCUUGACGCCGAGAAUAGGCCGGUGCUGACUGAACGCGAGGUCCUCCGCAAUCUGCAAGCCAUCGUCUCGGAUGCGGACCAGAUGCCCAUCCACGAGGUGGCGCGGAAUUCUAUUGGCGUGCUGUCUACUGAGAACCGCAAGAUAUGGUCGAGUCUCAGGAAGACUCUCAUCAGCAGCAAGGGAAAUGAGCCGUGCCUGGACGUCGUCGAUCAUGCGUUGUUCGUCGUGUGCUUGGAUGACGCGGCGCCGCAGAACCUUGCAGAGCUGUGUGACAACUUCCUGUGUGGGACGUACAACCUGAAGAAUGGCAUACAGAUCGGAACAUGCACGAACCGGUGGUAUGACAAGCUGCAAAUAAUCAUUUGCGCCGACGGAGCUGCUGGUAUCAACUUCGAACAUACAGGUGUUGACGGUCAUACGGUACUGAGGUUCGCCGCCGAUAUCUUUACUGAAGGCCUUAUGCUCCUUGCCCGCUCCAUCAACCCAUCCGCCCCUACUCUCUUCCACGCCCCGCUCUCCCCCUACGCCAAGUCCUACAAGCCUCCCCGUGGCCAGUCUGCGCCGAAGACCGCCCCGGGCUACCCUAUUGACACUGCUCCAAAGAAGCUCGAGUGGACGCUAGCCCCAGAGCUGCGCGCAGGUAUCCGAUUCGCAGAGACGCGGCUGAGCGACCUGAUCUGCCAGAACGACUGCCAGGCGCUCGAGUUCAAGACGUACGGGAAGAACUUCAUCACGUCGCACGGCUUCUCCCCGGACGCUUUCGUCCAGAUGGCGUUCCAGGCGGCGUACUUUGGGCUGUACGGGCGCAUCGAGUGCACGUACGAGCCGGCGAUGACGAAGGCGUUCUUGCAUGGACGCACGGAGGCGAUCAGGACGGUGCAGCCGCAUACGGUCGAAUUCUUGAAGACGUUCUUCAGCGAGGCGGCGUCGAACUCGCAGAAGGUGGCGCUGCUUAGGAAGGCGUGUGAGGGACAUGUGAAUUUGACGAAAGAGUGCAGUAAGGGCCUUGGGCAGGACCGGCACCUGUAUGCACUGUACUGCCUCCUGCAGCGGGAACGCGAGGCGGCCGUAGCGUCUGAGAUGGAUGAGGAUGGACGUCCGACGUCGCCGACGAGCGUCACCUCCAGCACGAGCAACUCGCGCGAUAAGCCGUCGUUGCCUGCGAUCUUCACGGAUAACGGGUGGCAGAUUCUCAACAGGUCUAUCCUUUCGACCUCAAAUUGUGGAAACCCUGCGCUGAGGUUAUUCGGUUUCGGACCUGUUGCCGCCGAAGGCUACGGUAUAGGCUACAUCAUCAAGGACGAAGGUAUCUCAGUGUGCGCAUCGUCGAAACACCUCCAGACCCGCCGAUUCCUCGACACCCUCCAAGGAUUUCUCCUCGACAUUCAGCGUAUCCUUGUCCAGCUCCACCUCUCAGCCAACCAGCGUCCAGAGCCGUUCGUUGACCACCAAGGGGUCCUGCGUGACUCGAAGACUGGCCGGCCGAUCAACGGACAUCGUCCCAAUGGUUCCGUUGAAUUGAGCAAUUACGACGACGACGACGAAAUGAUGACGGGCUACUCCUUCUUUGACAGCGGCGAUAUCGAGUUGCUUGGGAGGAAGAAGGAUAGGCGGACAUUCUACAAGACCGGCAAGAUCAUCCCUAUGGCGGAGUAUUGAUUUACCGCCUUAUCACUGCAGCGUACUCACAUGCGCAUAGCGCGACUGUACUGAAUAUCAAACGACCGAGCCAUAUGCAUGCAUGUACUUGUAUAUUUAUACGUAACUGUAGCGAUCUGUGUUCUUGGCUGUGUACAACCAUACUCGGAUUUGCGUCAUGAACGGGUUCCUAUGUCCC